AUGUCUCAAUCAAAUCACUGGACAACACAUUUAACCCAAUUUUCUGAUCCAUCGCUGUUGUCGUUGACUUUACAAACAUUUGACCGAUCAUUUCGUGCUUAUCAUCCCGACCUCAAGCUAUGGCUCCGAUAUCAUUGGCAUUACUCUGUCUAUAUAUGUAUGGUCUAUAUCGGUGUUAUUAAAGUGUUACACAAUUAUAUGAGAAGACGACACCAACAACCGUAUACACUUAGACUACCAUUAUUUCUAUGGAAUCUAUUUUUGGCACUAUUCUCUUUAAGCACCUGUAUCCAAUGCAUACCUGAGCUUAUUGAUAUUGUAGUCAAUAGGGGUUUUAUUGCAUCGUAUUGUGAUUCAUCCUAUGAAAAGGAUAUACGUGUAGUAUUUUUCUACUGGAUGUUUGUCAUGUCCAAGGUCUGGGAGUUGGGCGACACUGUAUUUAUUAUACUCCGUAAACAGCCACUGAUGCCACUCCAUUGGCUACACCAUUGUCUGACACUGUGCUACUCGUGGUUUAUCUAUGCAGACGUACCGUCCACUUCACGAUGGAUGGUCUGUAUGAAUGCCACGGUUCACACAGUUAUGUACGGCUAUUAUGCAUUGAAAGCCGUUCGGCUACCAGUGCACCAGUCAAUUGCCAAAACAAUAACGACUCUGCAAAUCGUACAGAUGUUUAUCGGUUUCUAUAUUAACAUAACGGCACUGGUAUUUAAAUUAACCGAUUUGUCGCCACAAUGUGAGGUAACCCUACCGGUAAUAACGACCGGUGCAGCCAUGUAUACAUUAUAA
Molecule: messenger RNA, 789 nt
Organism: Oppia nitens
Lineage: Eukaryota; Metazoa; Arthropoda; Arachnida; Sarcoptiformes; Oppiidae
Product: elongation of very long chain fatty acids protein 6-like
Exons: 3
Coding region: 1-789 (262 amino acids)
Biological process (GO): sphingolipid biosynthetic process; very long-chain fatty acid biosynthetic process; fatty acid elongation, saturated fatty acid
Cellular component (GO): endoplasmic reticulum membrane
Molecular function (GO): fatty acid elongase activity
Source: RefSeq, a predicted model, not a curated record